This is a messenger RNA of Branchiostoma floridae (Florida lancelet), 1237 nucleotides long. Its product is annotated as MICOS complex subunit MIC13-like. The coding region runs from base 90 to 479 and encodes 129 amino acids. The transcript is spliced from 5 exons. NCBI's taxonomy places the organism in Eukaryota, Metazoa, Chordata, Leptocardii, Amphioxiformes, Branchiostomatidae. Gene Ontology annotation, biological process: cristae formation. Gene Ontology annotation, cellular component: MICOS complex; mitochondrial crista junction. The record is from RefSeq and is a predicted model, not a curated record.
GAAUACGGAGGCUGGAGUCAGACGGUCAUUCUUUGUGCCAGGUGCAGGUAGCAGUCCGCUGUAGCAAAAAACUUGGGUAAAAGGUCAACAUGGGGCAAAGGUCAGCUACAAGAUCCAAGAUGGCGCUGUCCUUGGUGAAAAAUCUAACAAAGAUUGUGAUUGGUGGAGGUGCCCUGUAUGUGACCUAUGACCAGGGCAUCUGGGGUGAGGGGUCACAGAGCACCAAGGCACUGACCCGGCUUAGUGGUCAGCUGGUUGCUAAGCAACCACCUUAUGUCAAGGAGCGACUGGGCGGUGUGCAGUUCCCCAGUACUGAAGAGAUGGCUGUGAGUGUGAGAGACAACUGGAAUUCUGGGGUGAUGAAGGUUUGCUCUGGACUGUCAGCUGCCCCGGCUUUUGUGGGAAAGUACAGCGAAAAGGCAACAACUUCUCUCGCCCUCUUCAUCAGACAAAACUUGCACCCAAAUGUUGGGAAAUAGAGGACAGAAUUGUGCUGUUUAUGAAAACAUGUUAUCAUUUGCCCUUUGUAUUAUGCCACUCUUAGGCUACUAAAUUAAUAUCCAUAAAGUAAGAGAGUAUGGAACCUAAAAGAUAGAGACAACAAGGUAUUUCAGUGUGGAAUACUAUUUAAACGAAGUCAUAACAACUACAUGGUCGAUUUCUGUGACAAAAGUUGGCUCCAAGAGACAAAUACAUUGUCAGAUAAGCUUAGAAUUAAGAAAGUAGAAAAGUUUGUUUUUGUGUUUGAUGAUGUCGCAUGUUGAAACUUGUAUGUUCAGUGAGUGUUUGAUCACCAGUAAUUGUGUUCUGACAUAGAUUAAAACAAAGAAUAUUGAGUUCUGUAUUGUUGGUCUGUGAUAAAAUUGACACAUGUUGUGCUUUAUUGUCUUUACCAGCCACUACCACACUAAACAUUUGUCAAACCAGACCUUGACAAAAGUAGCAAGAAAACUGUGUUUUACAUUGAUAUUGCUUUGCUGCUUUGUGUCAUUGCACAAUUUAGACAAGAUUGUUUGUAAAAGAGAAACAUGAAGUCUUAAAUGUUGUACUGUAAGUUAUUCAAAGGGUAGUAUUGUCUCUGAAUUAAUUUCAAGUGUUACAAUUUUUGACCAUAUUACUGAGCCAUAUGACUGAAAAGCAUAGAGUAAUUAAGUAGAAUUAUCAAAAUAUGCACCAUCAGAAGUUGUUUCACUGUAAUAAGAGAAGCAAUGAAAAGAAAAACAGUUGAUAAACAUUU